Trichoplusia ni (cabbage looper) is the source of this 2677-nucleotide messenger RNA. It is a transcript of the gene osy, whose product is annotated as ABC transporter G family member 20. The coding region runs from base 169 to 2541 and encodes 790 amino acids. Gene Ontology annotation, molecular function: ATP hydrolysis activity; ABC-type transporter activity; ATP binding. Gene Ontology annotation, cellular component: membrane. NCBI's taxonomy places the organism in Eukaryota, Metazoa, Arthropoda, Insecta, Lepidoptera, Noctuidae. The transcript is spliced from 17 exons. The record is from RefSeq and is a predicted model, not a curated record.
UCAUUUCAAGUUCAGUGUUACAUCGACGUUCGGCCAGCUCGGACGUGUAUAUUUCGAAAUAAGAACGCGGUUUUUAUAUUUGUAAUUCGAAGUGUUUGUGUUGUGCAGUGCAGUUCUGUUUUAAAAUUAAUGUUUUCGUGGCUUUGAAGAUUUGAAUUGAGAAUAACCAUGCCUGCCUACGACAACGAAGGCGCGACGAUAUCCAUGGAGGAUGUUCGCGCCCCGGAAGCCCCCAUCACCAUCAGCACCAUAGAGAAAGAGCUCAUCGCCAGGAGACACAAGCAGUUCAAGAGUCAGAAGUCUACUGUAGCUUCUAGAAAACAACAGGCUGUCUGCGUGAGGAGAGCACACAAGAAAUAUGGAACAACAAAGAACCCGAACAUUAUUCUAGAUGGACUCAACAUGACAGUGCCUAAAGGAACCAUAUACGGUCUCCUGGGUGCAUCAGGUUGUGGAAAAACGACCUUACUAUCUUGCAUCGUGGGCAGACGAAGACUGAACUCUGGAGAGAUUUGGGUGCUGGGUGGCAAACCAGGUAGCCCCGGCAGUGGAGUGCCAGGACCAAGGAUUGGAUACAUGCCUCAGGAAAUAGCGUUGUUCGGAGAGUUCUCUAUCAGAGAAACAUUGAUCUAUUUCGGUUGGAUCGCGAACAUGCCAACCAAGGAGGUCGAGGAGCGGAUAGACUUCUUGAUUGCCUUGCUGCAAUUACCGAACCCUACAAGGCAAGUCAAGAAUCUGUCUGGAGGUCAGCAGAGAAGGACUUCGUUAGCUGCAGCCCUGAUCCACGAUCCUGAACUGCUUAUCCUCGACGAGCCCACUGUUGGAGUAGAUCCAGUUCUUCGACAGAGUAUUUGGGAUCAUUUAGUGGAGAUAACGAAGGGUGGACGCACUACGGUUAUCAUUACAACUCACUACAUAGAUGAGACGAAACAAGCUGAUAUUAUUGGCCUCAUGCGAGGUGGCAGAUUCUUAGCAGAAGAAUCUCCGAUGGAGCUGAUCCGUCGCUACCAGGGAGAGAGUUUAGAAGAAGUAUUUCUUAAGCUCUCAGUGUUACAGAACCUCGGGAAGAGGAGACGGUCCAGUAUCCUCGCUGACGUUGUGGAGAGAGUGGAAUUACCUGCGUUACCGAACCCAGCUGCAGUGGAUCUAGAAGAGGCUGAAAUAGGCGAGAUCUCUGGUGAAUUUGGUGACAACGUAUCGAUGAGCAGCAGAGGCCGAGUGGUGGUGACCCCGGAGCUGGUGGCGCCGAUUGAAGCCAUGCCUCCUCCUGAGAAGCCAGCCAGGAACAUGGACAUGUAUAUACCGAUGAAAUGGCAUCAUAUGAAGGCUCUGAUUUGGAAGAACUUCUUAAGUCUGUUCAGGAAUUUUGGUGCCUUAGCAUUCAUCGUUGGUCUACCGGUCUCCCAAAUGAUAUUCUUCUGCCUCGCCAUUGGUCAUUACCCAGUUGGUCUACCUAUAGCCGUCGUGAACUAUGAAGUCAACUCUACGAACCCCCUCUGUGAAUACAACAAGGAUGUCUGCCCGCAAGAUCCGAAUACCUACGAAUGGAACUUGACAAGAUUCAGUUGUGAAUAUCUUGAUUUUCUGUCGACUCGGCAAUCGAAUUUGAUAACCUAUCCAUCAAAAGAGCUGGCUAUGGCGGAAGCUGAGAAGGGUAAAGCUCGCGCUGUCCUGGUCUUCCACUCCAACUUCUCCGAGUCACUGAUGCAGAGGAUCACGGACCCGCGACACGUCACCAACUGGACCGUCAAGCAUUCAGACAUGGAAGCCCAUAUGGAUGUCACUGACAAACAAGUGGAGUGGAUGUUAUACAGAGACCUGCAGCUGGCCUUCAUGGAUGCUUCAGAACAUUUAGCCACCGUCUGUGAUCUGCCAACGAGGAUCAUGUCCAUUCCUGUCCACUUCAACAAACCCAUAUACGGAUUGGAUGUGCCCAAUUUCACUGACUUUGCAGGACCCGGGGUUAUUUUAACAAUCGUGUUCUUCUUGGCCGUCGCUUUGACUUCCGGAUCUAUGUUGGCUGAGAGAAACGAGGGUAUUCUGGAGAGGUCCCUGGUUUCUGGAAUCACUGGUACCGAGAUCCUCUUCUCCCACGUGAUAGUCGAGAUGCUGGUGAUGUUGGUGCAGUCUGCUGUGGUGCUGCUGCUGGGUUUCCUUCUAUUCGGGCUCACGAUGAAGGGUCCUAUCGGGUGGGUGAUCUGCCUGACAGUCAUGACUGGGCUGUGUGGAAUGACUUUUGGAUUCGUCGUCUCCUGUCUAUGUGAUACAGACAGAACAGCUACGUACAUAGCUCUGGGAUCAUUCUUGCCAAUGGUGUUGCUCUGUGGGAUCAUCUGGCCUAUUGAAGGUAUGCACGUCGUCCUCCAAUGGAUCAGCUACUUCUUGCCUCUAACACUGUCCACCGAGGGUCUUCGCUCCAUGCUGCAGAGAGGCUGGAGUGUCAACACUCCCACUGUCUCCGCCGGCUUCACCUCCAUCGCCAUCUGGAUUGCCGUCUACCUCACCACGAGUAUCCUACUCCUCAAAUUCAAGAAGGGUUAAAUUAAUUCUAGGUUAAGUUUAGUAUUUAGGGGCGAUUUCGUCAGGUUGUAAAUUAAAAUACCGGUCCUCUUUCAAAUCUGGAGAAUUGACGUCAUCAGAUUUGAAAUUUUGGUGCGUAGAAGUCAUCAUUUUCCAC